This is a messenger RNA of Aspergillus melleus, 1698 nucleotides long. RefSeq lists its product as uncharacterized. Gene Ontology annotation, molecular function: transporter activity. The transcript has 6 exons. Lineage: Eukaryota; Fungi; Ascomycota; Eurotiomycetes; Eurotiales; Aspergillaceae. The record is from RefSeq and is a predicted model, not a curated record. Gene Ontology annotation, biological process: transport. Bases 1 to 1698 code for a protein of 565 amino acids.
AUGGGCUGGCCACAGUGUAAUUCGACGGUAGAAAAUGAGACCAUUCAUGAGGUAGAAUUGUGGGAUGGCGGCCUCACUUUUCACACUCUCUGCUUGAUUGCCGGAGGAGCUUUCGCUCUCACCGGGGCCUGCAUUUCAUUCUUUUUGAUUAUGUGCCAUGCCACUCACUACAGCAAACCCACAGAACAACGCCAUGUCAUCCGCAUUCUUCUCAUGAUCCCUGUCUACUCCCUCGUCUCAUGGCUCGGAACCUAUUACUACAAGAAAAGCGUCUAUUUCAGCGUGCUCGGCGACUGCUACGAAGCUUUUACGAUCGCCGCCUUCUUCGCCCUUCUCUGCCACUACAUCGCGCCGGACCUCCAUAGUCAAAAGGAUUAUUUUCGCGGAAUCGAGCCCAAGCCAUGGGUCUGGCCGAUGAACUGGCUACAGAAAGUCUGGGGCGGGGAGCAUGGAAUCUGGCGCACGCCGCGGAGCGGGCUGACCUGGUUUAACGUUGUCUGGGUUGGUGUCUUCCAGUAUUGUCUUUUGCGCGUGCUCAUGACUAUCGCCGCGGUGCUUUCGCAAAAGGGCAAUGUCUAUUGUGAGGAAACGCUGAAUCCGAAGUUCGCGCAUAUCUGGGUGAUGGCUGUCGAGUGUAUCGCCGUCAGUAUCGCUAUGUACUGUCUGAUCCAGUUCUAUAUCCAGGUCAAGGACGACAUUAGCCAACAUCGACCAUUCUUGAAGAUUCUCUCCAUCAAGCUGGUGAUUUUCCUUUCCUUCUGGCAAGGGAUUAUGAUAUCCUUUCUCUUCUCCGCCGGGGCCAUCAAAGCGACCAAGAAGCUUCACGCCAGUGACCUGAAAGUGGGACUGCCCAAUUUCUUGGUCUCCAUGGAAAUGGCCAUCUUCGCGGUUCUGCACCUGUGGUCCUUCGCAUGGCAACCGUAUUCCCUCCAAAAUCCUCACCCAGCCGAGGUCACCGACUUUUACGGAAACGGCAAGGCGACGUAUCAGGGUGGCCGGUUUGGAUUGCGCGCUCUCGGUGACACCUUUAAUCCGAUGGAUCUCAUUCGGUCCGUGGCCCGGAGUCUCCGAUGGCUCUUCGUGGGUCGCAAGAGACGCACCAUGGACCCCAGCUACCAGACCUCCAGCGAAGGAAUCGGUCUCAGUUCCAACGGCGGCGUCCCCAUCACGACAGCCGGGGCCGGGGCCUCGAUCGCUGGCGGUCGUCGCACCACCACUACCGGUCGAUAUGGCACCUCGCCCGACGAUGAAGACGACGGGCUCCUGUCCCACGCGCAGCCUAAUCCUGCCUCUCACUCUCCGACGGACACCAUGAUGCCGCCGGGCUACGAGGAAACCGAUAGCCGCUUUUACAACCAUAACCGGCUCAGCGCCAUCUCUCUGCUUGAACCGGGCAUGCACUCUCCGCAGCCGUACUCACCCUACGAAGACAGAUUUCACAAUCCUUACAUGAACAUGAUGCCGGAGGAAUCGGCGCUCGAUCAUUCCCCCGUUGAUCAGCACCCGAACAGUCAACUACCGAGCCAGAAUCUCACAUCUCAUAACCACCCCCCUGCUAUCACCAUCAACACCAACACCACUCCAUACCCCUCCGAUGAGCUACAAGAACAAGCUCCCAUUCCUCUCCCGGACUCAUACCGCCCGCCUCCGCAACAUCACGAUAGUGAUCCUUACAUUCAACGAUAUCCUCACUCAUAG